GCCGAACAAAACUCUGAACAGCUUGGAGAGACGACGACACCACCGGGUAGCAAUGGAAGCAGACGCAGCAAGGAUCAGAGUCCGACGCACUUAUUUCCCCAACUUCUGAUUGGACUCCCGUCUCUCUCAUUUUCGCAGAAAGCGCGCCGCCAUGGAUGGUUGUACAGCAGCUCAAUCCGUCUCCGGUUCUCCAUACGAGCUCCUCUUCAGAGCUCUGUCUCUAAUCCCCGCCGCUCACUACGCGGCUUUCCUUCUAGCUCUCGGACUGGUCUUCCUCUACAGUUUUCUCGAAAUUCAUUUCCUCCGCGAUUUGGUCACUGGCUUCCGAGGAGAUCCCGUCAAGUUGACUUACAAUGCUUCGUCGGAGGUCUACCGGUCCGUUGCUUCCAAGUGCCAGGUCCUCCGCGGCAGGUAUUUACCUACUCCAUGGUUGAGUAGUCCUCACCUCCAAACCGCAUUCUUGAGUUUCUUUGGCAAUCCUCCUCGUUUCACUUAUAAAAGGGUGCUAUUCUAUACAAGUGAUGGCGGGACAAUUGCUUUGGACUGGUUAUUGCACUCUGAUGUCAAUCGGGGUGAUGGUGACUGCUUGAGUAGUCAUACUUUCCUGCAGAAAAAUGAUGCAGCUCCUAUUGUGAUUGUUAUUCCUGGGUUAACAAGUGAUUCCACUGCUCCUUAUGUAAAGCACCUUGUUUUCAAGAUGGCAAGACAAGGGUGGAAUGUUGUUGUAAGCAAUCACCGUGGACUAGGAGGUGUACAAAUAACUUCUGACUGCUUCUACAAUGCUGGGUGGACGGAGGAUGCUAGGAGAGUCAUUGACCAUAUCCAUCAAGAAUAUCCUGAGACUCCUCUAUAUGUUGUUGGAACUAGUAUUGGUGCCAAUAUCCUGGUAAAGUAUCUAGGGGAGGACACAGUUAAUGUUCCUAUCGUAGGUGCUGCAGCUAUCUGCUCUCCUUGGGAUCUUGCGAUGUGUGACAGGUUUUUCAGACGCAGAUUUGUUCAGAAACUAUAUGAUAAGGUUCUCACCUCUGGCCUUGUAGGUUAUGCCAAACUGCAUCAAACUAUCUUGUCUCGUCUUAUAGACUGGGAUGGACUUAACAAGUCACGUUCUGUUCGGGAAUUCGAUCACUGUGCCACCCGUAUUCUUGCUAAAUAUGAGACUGUAGACACCUUCUACAGGCGUUCUAGCGCUGUUAACUUUGUAGGAAAUGUAGCAGUACCUCUUCUGUGCAUCAGUGCGUUGGAUGACCCAGUUUGUACAAGGGAAUCUAUUCCAUGGGAUGAAUGCAGGAUGAAUCCAAAUAUUGUCUUGGCUGCCACGAAGCAUGGAGGGCACCUGGGUUAUUUUGAAGGAAUUGCUGCCGGUACCAUGUGGUGGGUGAGAGCUGUCAGCGAAUUCCUCGAGGUGCUGCAUUCUAGUCCGUUAAAGAACACACCAAGACAGGUGGUGGGAACAUGUAGCACGACCACUCCAUUGGAAUCGAAAAUCGAUCAAGGGCCUUAUGUCAACCUAAUGGAAGAUGGAACUGUAACUGCAGCUGGCGAUAUCCAGAAAGACAAUCAUGCAACAGCAGCAGCAGCAGACACAAGCAACAGAGGCCAUACUGUCGAAGAGAAUGGAGAGACCAUCGCCGAGGAAGAAGAAGCCAGCAACGACGUCGUGGAGACCAAGAAAAUGGAUCCUGCUGUCAAAGAGAAUGGAGAGACAAUCGCCGAGGAGGAAGAAACCAGCAACGACGUCGUGGAGACCAAGAAAAUGGAUCCUGCUGAAGACAAUCCCGACGAAAAGAAGCUUAAUGAUCUGGUUUCCCCCAUGAAGGGACACAUAACUCGACUCGCACGGCAUAGCAAGACAUUCAUCUGGCUUCUUGCUUACGUUGCCAUGGUGACAACUUGGCCAGUGGUGGGUUCUGGCCUCCUUUUGUUCCUCAAGAAGAAGUUUGGUAGCAGCUUCAUUCCGCCAAUUCUGAGAAAAUAAUGCGUGUAAUUUGGUGUAUAAACUAUAAAGGGCAUAAUCUGCCAUGGAAUAAAAGCAAAGAAUGAACGAGGGUAAUAAGGUCGCCUAAGAUAAUAAUUAUUAUUAUUAUUAUUCCUAAUCCGCGGUUGCAAUCCUUAGUACGUAACCGUUAAUCCAACCGUUCACGUAUUUUUGUCGAACCUGAACCCAAAAUUCGGGGUGAAAUUUGAAAAUUACAAACUGUAACAACUCCCCACAAUUGGAUCUAAUAUUGGACUAGGAGCUUACUGUUAGUGUUGUGGAACAAUUGAACGGGAGUUACCAUGUCAUAAUUUGGAAGAGGUUCAAUAUACCACAACACUAACACUUACUAGUUUCGUCCUAGCUCAUAUACCACAACACUAACACUUACUAGUUUCGUCCUAGCUAAUGAUUUAUUGCGAUAUCAAUAUAUACAUUAUAACUUUAGAUAAAAAUAAUUAAAGAGUGAUUGUAGCCCCUUUUUUAACUACACAUGUGGAUAUUAAAGAUACCUCCAAAAUGUAAAAGUAAAAUAGAUAAGCUAGUUGCAUGUUGACAUUAUCAUUUAUUUGUAAAAUUAAAAUACCUCCUUAAUGUAAAAUUAAAAUAGAUAAGCUAGUUGCAUGUUGACAUUGUCUUUCAUAAAAUAAUAAAAAAUGUUGACAUUGUCAUGUUUGUAAAAUUAAAGGUUAUAGUGUUG
Messenger RNA from Linum trigynum, 2675 nucleotides. The record is from the annotation of a GenBank genome assembly. NCBI's taxonomy places the organism in Eukaryota, Viridiplantae, Streptophyta, Magnoliopsida, Malpighiales, Linaceae.